Oncorhynchus keta (chum salmon) is the source of this 1086-nucleotide messenger RNA. RefSeq lists its product as uncharacterized. The transcript has 2 exons. The record is from RefSeq and is a predicted model, not a curated record. NCBI's taxonomy places the organism in Eukaryota, Metazoa, Chordata, Actinopteri, Salmoniformes, Salmonidae. The coding region runs from base 320 to 1069 and encodes 249 amino acids.
GCCGUCCUUGGCCAGCUCUCCCGCUAUCUCUCUCAGAAUGACCUUCUUGAUCCAAAUCAGUCAGGUUUCAAGACUAGUCAUUCAACUGAGACUGCUCUUCUCUGUAUCACGGAGGCGCUCCGCACUGCUAAAGCUAACUCUCUCUCCUCUGCUCUCAUCCUUCUAGACCUAUCGGCUGCCUUCGAUACUGUGAACCAUCAGAUCCUCCUCUCCACUCUCUCCGAGUUGGGCAUCUCCGGCGCGGCCCACGCUUGGAUUGCGUCCUACCUGACAGGUGGCGAAUCGCAUCUCUGCAUGUCUGGCAGACAUAUCAGUGUGGAUGACGGAUCACCACCUCAAGCUGAACCUCGGCAAGACGGAGCUGCUCUUCCUCCCGGGGAAGGACUGCCCGUUCCAUGAUCUCGCCAUCACGGUUGACAACUCCAUUGUGUCCUCCUCCCAGAGCGCUAAGAACCUUGGCGUGAUCCUGGACAACACCCUGUCGUUCUCAACUAACAUCAAGGCGGUGGCCCGUUCCUGUAGGUUCAUGCUCUACAACAUCCGCAGAGUACGACCCUGCCUCACACAGGAAGCGGCGCAAGUCCUAAUCCAGGCACUUGUCAUCUCCCGUCUGGAUUACUGCAACUCGCUGUUGGCUGGGCUCCCUGCCUGUGCCAUUAAACCCCUACAACUCAUCCAGAACGCCGCAGCCCGUCUGGUGUUCAACCUUCCCAAGUUCUCUCACGUCACCCCGCUCCUCCGCUCUCUCCACUGGCUUCCAGUUGAAGCUCGCAUCCGCUACAAGACCAUGGUGCUUGCCUACGGAGCUGUGAGGGGAACGGCACCUCAGUACCUCCAGGCUCUGAUCAGGCCCUACACCCAAACAAGGGCACUGCGUUCAUCCACCUCUGGCCUGCUCGCCUCCCUACCACUGAGGAAGUACAGUUCCCGCUCAGCCCAGUCAAAACUGUUCGCUGCUCUGGCCCCCCAAUGGUGGAACAAACUCCCUCACGACGCCAGGACAGCGGAGUCAAUCACCACCUUCCGGAGACACCUGAAACCCCACCUCUUUAAGGAAUACCUAGGAUAGGAUAAAGUAAUCAUUCU